UGGGUUUAUAGCCACCCUUGAUGCAUCUGGAGCCUUGAGGAAGAUGCUUUCCUCCAGUUCCCAUUUUCUGGCAUGAUGCACAAUUCACAAUGCGGACAAUAGCACCUGCUCCCAAGGAAGGCUGGAGGAUUAAGCUGGACUGCUCAAGAAGAAACGGCACUUUUAGAAGCUGUGAUGGACUGUGGCUUUGGAAAUUGACAAGAUGUAGCCGAUCAAAUGUGCACCAAGACCAAGGAGGAGUGUGAGAAGCACUACAUGAAGCAUUUCAUCAGUAACCAUCUGUUCGCAUCUACCCUGCUAAACCUGAAGCAAGCAGAGGAGGCAAAAACUGCUGACACAGCCAUUCCAUUUCACUCUACAGAUGACCCUCCCCAACCUGCCUUUGACUCCUUGCUUUCUUGGGACAUGGCAGAAUACAUGCCAGCUCGAGCAGAUUUCAAUGAGGAGUUUGACAAUUAUGCAGAAUGGGACUUGAGAGACAUUGAUUUUGUUGAAGAUGACUCAGACAUUUUACACACUCUGAAGAUGGCUGUUGUAGAUAUCUAUCAUUCUAGGUUAAAGGAGAGACAAAGGGGAAAAAAAAUUAUAAGAGACCAUGGAUUAAUCAACCUUGGAAAGUUUCAGUUAAUGGAACGGCUGUAUCCCAAGGAAGUCCAAGACCUUUAUGAAACAAUGAGGCGAUUUGCAAGGAUAACGGCGCCAGUGGAGCAUGACAAGUUCAUUGAAAGCCAUGCAUUGGAAUUCGAACUCCGAAGGGAAAUCAAGAGGCUCCAGAAAUACAGGACAGCAGGCAUUACCAAUUUUUGUAGUGCCAAACCUAGGAUCACCUCAAAAAGACUCCAGAAGAGGAAUGCCUCAAACGCACUGUGCUCUCAGAGGUUCUCCAGUACAUCCAGGACAGUAGAGCCUGCCAGCAGUGGCUCCGCCGGCAGGCUGACAUUGAAUCUGGCCUGAGUCCUUCUGUACCAAUGGCUUCGAAUUCAGGUAGACGAAGUGCACCGCCCUUGAACCUCACUGGCCUCCCUGGCACAGAGAUGUUGAAUGAAAAACAAAAGGAGAUCUGUCAGAUGGUGAGGUUGGUCCCAGGAGCCUAUUUAGAAUACAAAUCUGCUCUACUGAACGAAUGUAACAAGCAAGGAGGCUUGAGACUGGCACAGGCAAGAACACUCAUCAAGAUAGACGUGAGCAAAACACGGGAAAUCUAUGAUUUCCGCAUCUGAGAAGGAUACAUCACUAAAGCCUGAUGCUCUCUGGGCCUGGUGGGCCAAAGGACAGUACGGGCAUUCUGGAGUUUUGUUUCUGAGCUGAAUUCUCCUUGUAAAAGGAGGGGAAGAACAAAGGAAACCUUAAGUUGUAUUAAUGUCUACUUUCUUCUCCACCCUGCUUUAAAAUACUCCUGUUGUUGGUACUG
Molecule: messenger RNA, 1411 nt
Organism: Balaenoptera musculus (blue whale)
Lineage: Eukaryota; Metazoa; Chordata; Mammalia; Artiodactyla; Balaenopteridae
Product: transcriptional adapter 2-alpha-like
Exons: 2
Coding region: 217-954 (245 amino acids)
Biological process (GO): chromatin remodeling; regulation of transcription by RNA polymerase II
Cellular component (GO): SAGA-type complex; nucleus
Molecular function (GO): chromatin binding; transcription coactivator activity
Source: RefSeq, a predicted model, not a curated record